AUGGCACCCAACGGUCACUGCCCACGCCCUAACCCUAGUCUCUGCCUACCAACAUGUCCCAAUCGAAUCCACCGAUCCCACCGAGCUCACCACUGCAACCAUCGGCCUCCCUCUACCACAAACUCGCUCCAUCACACUCCCGCUUGCACUCGAAUUUCCCCGACAGACCUCUCUCUCCUUCAACGUACCCCUCAUUCCACCACGGCAAGCCCCCAAACCUCAUCACCGCAAAUACCCAUCAAAACUUCUCAAAAUCCCCCGCAAGAACCCCCCACUACCACCCCAGCCUCGUAUCCCCAAAACUACACGUCAACUCCCGCCCUGGCACCCCGACCUCCCGACCCAGAAAACGCAACAACUCCCCGGCUGCGCCAGCUCCGAAGCUCCAAUGUCCGAGCAGCAACUCCGACGCGCGCUCCAGAGGAAGCCACAACGGUGCGGAAGACUUCCCUCCCACGAAUGGCUCAAAAACGCGCGCAGGCUCUCGCUGUUCACAGGCGCCUCGAUCCAGCCCUGGUACCAGGCUCAGUAUCCACCCCACCUUUUCCCUUUUUGAGCUCGGAGGAAAAGGAAGGAAGGGGAAGGGAGAAAGCGGUUGCCCGAGGGGGGGCGAAGGGCGGGAGCGGGAGGGGAGGGGGAGUGAGUGAAUGA
Molecule: messenger RNA, 651 nt
Organism: Physcomitrium patens
Lineage: Eukaryota; Viridiplantae; Streptophyta; Bryopsida; Funariales; Funariaceae
Source: RefSeq, a predicted model, not a curated record